GCGACGCGGGCUACGACGUCAACAAGUACGCCCUGAUUCGACGAUCCUGAGCUAUAAGCUUGUCAUCGGAUCAGCGGCCCGUGUGAAUCCUGACACAACGCUCAUCACUACAUCUUCUGUCCUGUCGUGGCGCAGACCUGUUCUAGCACACGCGGCGCAUGUGUAUGCGUCAAAUGGAUUUUGAUUCUAGGAUGAAUUACCGGCGCCUUGUUCGGAUACGACGGCAGCGCCCCAAUGUGACCGGACAAUUAUCCUAAUUCAGUGACAUCACUCCGUUAAUUGAAUACCGAAGCGAUACACUAUGACCCGUCAUCAGAUUUAUGUUCCCCGGCUGACGCUUAAAAGCAAGGGGGCUCCGAGUCCCACUCAACCCACGCACUGAAGAGAAGCCAUGCACAUAUUCAUGCUAUGCCUCGCGUUUGUCCUCACAGCAAUGUUGUUGGUCUCAGCUCUGCAUCGAACAUUGCGCACUCGCAGAAGCGAGCUUGAUUUCACCUUUCACCCCGGAGCGCUUAUGAGCGUUGUGGGAUCGACUGUGGCUCUAAUACUGCAGAUCCACCAUCCCAGUAUCAGCCUCGCUCUGCACAACCACUCGAAUUUCUGGGAACGUCCCCUGAUUCGCUACCUCCGAACUUUCAUAUACGUCGAGCUCGCAUUGAACGGUACCAACCACGAGCAAGAGCAGACGGCCUCCUGGCUCCGCUGGGUGCAUAGACACAUCCACGGGCUGGUGACCGAGAAGACGCGCGCGGAUUUUGGGAUCCCAGACGGCAUCGAGAUGUACGGCUACGUGGACGACCUCAUGGUAUACGUCAUCCAGACGUUGACCUGGGCGACGAUUGAGUUUGAAGAGCGGUUCGGUGGCGAACUGUCUCCCCGCAUGAAAGAUCUCAUCGUUUGGGAGUACACUUGUGCAGCGAUGCGUCUCGGUGUCCCGAGAGAGAUGUUAUCUUCAUCCUAUACAGAUUUCGUCUCCGCCUUCCGUGCUCGUAUCGACUCACUUUCGACCGAGUGCAAGCUUACCACAAACAUCUUCCUGUCUCUCGAAGAGACAAUCUUGCUUUCAACUCGCAUGCGUUGGAUCACGUCGCUUGGCCUCAAAGCGGCAUUUCUUGUCGGACCCACCCUACUGCCUGGGGAAUUAAAAUCACAGUACGUCCUCAAAAGUGCGCGCAGCCCCGUUUCGCGCAUCACACAGCGAGUCUUGUGCGCGCUUCUACGGCUACUCUAUCCACUUCUGUUGUGGCUCCCGCUUCGUGGUUUGAUCGCACUCGUUGUCUUCAUCGAGCCUGGCAUGACGAAUGUCGUCUCUUCAACUCUACGGACGAUCCACUCGAUGGACGUGAUGCAAGACCGGCCCAUUCCGACCUCUGCAUCCGAAAUCGAGCACGUGGACUACAUUGAGUGGCUCGAACAUAGCGGUCGCAUCCGCCCGACGUUUCUCCAGCGUGCCUUCAUCAGCUUGCUGAAGUACCGGGCCGGAUCGAUCUCUCUUCCGGGGAUAGUUUCAAGCAUAACCGGCCAUGCAACGAGCGCGAUUCGAUCCAGCCUACUUGACAUGAUAGAGGACUCUCGCUGUCACCUCCUAGGCUCUCGUAUGAAGGACGCGAAAGCGAGCCCUUUGCACGUGGGCAUGAUCAUGGACGGCAAUCGUCGCUUCGCGCGCAGACGCAAGGAGCAAGUCAUCGCAGGACACCGAACGGGUGCCGUGACUGCUUCUCGGGUGGUAGAAUGGUGGCUAAGGCACCGAGACAUCGGCCCGCAAUACCUGACAUGCUGGGCCUUUUCAUCAGACAACUUCGCCCGGCCGGCUGCGGAGCGGGACGGGCUGUUCGGCCUCAUGACGAGCGAGUUCAAAGCGCUCGCGUUCUCCAGCGUCGUUCAUCUCUAUCGCAUCCGGAUCACCUUCAUCGGCAGCGAGAAUGCUCGGACUAAACUGCCGCCCACGCUGGUCGAGGCAAUGGAGCUUGUCGAGCAAGUGACGCGUGGGUAUGAUUCUCUGUUCUUGCAGAUCGCUGUCGGAUACGGAGGCAGGGAGGAGAUCGUGGACGCUGUCAAUUCGCUCCACAAUCGUCAGGAACGCAUCAGCGAGGCGAGUAUCUCGCGCGAGAUGUAUGGCCGUGGGUGCGGCAUUCCGCCUGUGGAUCUCAUCGUGCGCACAUCUGAGAAACGAACCAGCGGAUUUCUGCUGUGGGACAGCCAAGCCGCCGAACUGCACUUCAUCGAUAAACUGUGGCCCGAGUUAUCAGAGUUGGACUGGCUGCAGACCCUAGAUGCCUAUGCCAAGCGGGAGAUCAGAGGUGGGAAAUAGACAGCGACACAAUCGGAGAUCCUCGGGAGCAGUGAGACAUUACUUAUGUCAGCAGCUCAGAGCAGCGGAAGUAGAAGAGAAAAUAUUGAUUUAGAAUGCUAGUCAGUCCACAAUCUUAUACACGUGUGUUACUUGCCGGUUAUCAAAAACCUAGCUCGGCUUGGGAAAGA
Mycena citricolor is the source of this 2481-nucleotide messenger RNA. The record is from the annotation of a GenBank genome assembly. NCBI's taxonomy places the organism in Eukaryota, Fungi, Basidiomycota, Agaricomycetes, Agaricales, Mycenaceae.